This is a messenger RNA of Vombatus ursinus (common wombat), 1066 nucleotides long. RefSeq names its product microtubule-associated proteins 1A/1B light chain 3C-like. The record is from RefSeq and is a predicted model, not a curated record. Lineage: Eukaryota; Metazoa; Chordata; Mammalia; Diprotodontia; Vombatidae. The transcript has 4 exons. The coding region runs from base 50 to 511 and encodes 153 amino acids. Gene Ontology annotation, cellular component: autophagosome membrane; cytosol; autophagosome. Gene Ontology annotation, biological process: macroautophagy; cellular response to nitrogen starvation; autophagosome assembly. Gene Ontology annotation, molecular function: ubiquitin protein ligase binding.
UUUUAAAAUUUGCAUUAAGUCAAUCCUCACAGAAAACCAGUUGAAUAAAAUGCAACCUCAGCAGAAAAGCCAAUCCAUUCGACCUUUCAAGCAACGGAAAAGUUUAGCAACCAGAAAAGAGGAAGUUGCUGGGAUCCGUGCAAAGUUCCCAAGCAAGAUACCGGUGAUAGUUGAACGUUAUCAGAAGGAGAAAUACCUUCCCCCGCUGGACAAAACCAAAUUCCUCGUUCCUCAGGAGCUGACCAUGACUCAGUUUCUAACUAUCAUUAGGAGUCGCAUGGUUCUGACAGCCACUGAAGCUUUCUACCUCCUGGUGAACAAUAAGAGCUUAGCAAGCAUGAGUGUGACCAUGGCAGAAAUCUACAGAGAUUACAAGGAUGAAGAUGGUUUUGUGUAUAUGACAUAUGCCUCCCAGGAGAUGUUUGGCUGCCCAUUACUCGUGGCCAACCCUGAGUUGCAGCGGAGCUUUGGCCCAGGCUCCUGCAAACACCUUCAGCCCACAUCUGGUUAGGAGGUAACUGUCCUUUAAUUGAUUCAACAAACUCUGACAAGUGGGAUUUGUUUUCUCCAGUGAAAAAGAGGCUGUGCUGCCAUAAACUGAAUAGAACCAAUGAACAAAAUCCAAGCAUCUGUUUUGUUUUGGUCAUUUAAAAAAAAGUGUAAAGCCCUUAGAAAAUAUUAUUGUAAAUCAAGCCUCUGUUUUUCAGAAUGGGAAUGGGUUACUUUAUAUAAUGCCUCAUAUAAUCUCAUUGAAGAAGAGAAGAAUGGAAGUUGAAAUUGUUUAAAUGACAAACACUUCUACAGAGUAGGGAGAAACUUGAAUGGAGGCAUCCUCUGUCCUGUGCCACACUUUAAGAAAAGACUAUACUUAAAUCCUCUGAGACUAUAGAGAAUCUCUGUCCUACAAGUUGUCUCUGCCUGGUUAAAAAAAAAAUCCCUGUAGCUCAGGAAAUCCUGUUUAAAACAUAUCUGCAAAGUUUGCAUUUAUUAAAGUUUUUGCUGGUUUAUUUCAAUAAUUAAUCAUCUGGUCCUUUGUAUUGCUCCCCACACAGUCCCAAAUUCAUGA